Molecule: messenger RNA, 2331 nt
Organism: Trichoderma virens Gv29-8
Lineage: Eukaryota; Fungi; Ascomycota; Sordariomycetes; Hypocreales; Hypocreaceae
Exons: 3
Coding region: 1-2331 (776 amino acids)
Biological process (GO): positive regulation of DNA-templated transcription
Cellular component (GO): mediator complex
Source: RefSeq, a predicted model, not a curated record
AUGUAUGGGCCAGCAACUCGAAAUGGCAAUUCUUACCAGUAUGAGAGCUCGUUUGUCCACGCUGGCGGGCCAAGUCACCCUCAUUCAUCCAAGAGCGCUUUGUUCUGUGUCACAAUCAGCGGCAUGUUGAAAAUGUUUUGGUCCCAAAACAACAAUCGAAUGGAGGAGACGACGAUGGAGCUUGAGAGUGUAAACUCGCUGGACGAGCUGGUCACGCAUGCGGCCCUUGCUUCUGACAAGAGAUAUCUGCUUGUUGCUGUUGCGACCUCAUCAAAGCAGCUGAGGCUGCUGAAAAUAGAGAUUCAAUGGGGCGGUCCAGGUUCGCAGCCUGACAAAAACCCUCUACCACAGAACGCUCGAUUGAGUCCUUCUCUGGUCGAAAAGCACCUCGCUGCCACAACGUGGCUGCAGACGGGCUCUGGAGAUGCCAACAAUGACGCUUCCAUGGCAGAGCUAUCUCACUUGCACGUUCUUCCUUCCAUCAUUGACAACACAGGCAAGAGCACCGUCUCACCCAUGAUUGUCGCCAUCAGGACGCGCACGCCCACCGCUGGAUCCUAUCAGACAGCUCAGACCAUUAUUGAUCGUUGGGAGGCGAUAUCUGAGCAGCGACAUAAUCUUCACCCGGCUUUUGAGCAGCUGGGAAAUCGAAGGAAUAGUGAAGUCCCCGAGCAGACGGCCCAUACGCGGCUGCGUAAACUGGAGCCAAUUACGAUUAACAAGGUGUUGAUCAACUUUCAGCCCACCCAAUUCGGAAAGGUCUUGGUUUUGACCAUGUCUGACGGCAGCGUUGAAUACCGAGAUCGAUUCACCUUUGAGGAAAUCUAUACGGCAGAGGAUACUAACAAGGUUAUGAAUUUACGUCAAGUUGGCUGGACUUUUAGCGACGAUGGCCCAUGCCAACAGGUUGCUUUUUCCCCAACUCACUGCUCCAUGGUCCAGAUGUCAGACGAAGGGAAAAUCCAAUGGUGUAAGCUGCAAUACCCGCUUGGAGACAUUGGAAAUUCCCUCCAAGAGGUCCGUUACGGGGCCACAGUAGCGGGCCUGACGGUGGCGGCGGCAUCCGCCUUGUGGCACCAGUCCAAUUAUGACGACUUACUAGCCAUUGUUGCGCCGUAUACAUCCAAGAGACGGUUUAUUCACGAUUGGGUCAGUGAAAUUAUCAAGGUCCUCAAGAUUCAAGUCGAUUAUUCUGAAGAGUUGCACCAUGAUUUGCUCAUGAGGAAUACGCCGCUUCAAAGUUGCCUGAGUUUCAUGAAUAGCCUGGGAUUCAAGGGGGAGAAUCAUCCAAGGACAUUUCAGGGCAAGUUCGCCAUGAUUGACCUUAAUGUGCGCAACGUUGUCGUUCUCACCACUCUCGCACUCAACACGCCAGUAACAGUGAGAGAGAAGAUGAGUCCUAUGGAUGAACACGAGGUCGUAGAAGCAUUAGUUGGUUGCGCCAAGUGGUCUCUGGAUCUGCUGUCGUGGCUCACCGACAGCCUAUUUUCACUCAUGAAUGACAGUGAGUUUAUCGCGAGGCUAGAGCCCAAGCGCUUUGGGGAGUUGACGCCAUUUCUUCAAAAACGAAACGACGUAUCGCUGCACCUCUUACUCUCAUCAUCUAGCAGGAGCUUUCUUAUAUGUGUUUGCCGUAGGAUUGCUCAUUUAGAGUCGCUGAGUGAAAGGGCCAUUGAAUUUUACCGAGGGCAGUCGGCAAAUACGGAGCAAACGGGUGUUCCCAAGGCGUCAAACCCUAAGCUCCAGCAGGCAUACCAAAAAAUGCAGCACAUUACAACGUCUAGCCUCGUUAAAGUCGCCGAUUUUGAGAAACUGCUCAACGUCCUCGGCGCAGACGUUCGACAAGCAUACCAGGCGUUUCUCCCAAACAUGAUUAAGAACCAAAGCCAGAACAUGGCUCCGCAGGGGAAGCAAAUCGACAUGGCUGUCAAAGCAGCGCAAGUCCAGGUCGAGUUGAGUAUGCUUCUGGCCGCAGGGCCACCGGGACCUUUCUUACCCGUUAUCAAGAAGUUCUUCAACAAAGACCUCCCUGCAUUCAGGAGCAUUUGCGAUCCUUCAAAGCUCUUCUUCGCGAACUACGAUCUUCUCGGUGUUCAGGAAGACGAUUCUAGCUUGGGGCGUAACGGUUCAAGGUUUACCUAUGUCGAUCUGUUCAAACGGGUGGAGAUGAAGCUCGGAGCUCAACAGUGGAGGAGAUGUACCCGCUGUACCUCGGUGAUGGAAGACGUGUUUGGGACUCGUCCUGGAUUCAUCUUUGUCUUGGGGCAACAACGAAGAUGUGCCUGCGGCGGUCUAUGGGCAUUAUUACCAAAGGGAAAACUGAUCUUGUAA